Messenger RNA from Paralichthys olivaceus (Japanese flounder), 1992 nucleotides. It is a transcript of the gene fbxl22, whose product is annotated as F-box and leucine-rich repeat protein 22. Gene Ontology annotation, cellular component: SCF ubiquitin ligase complex. Gene Ontology annotation, molecular function: protein binding. Gene Ontology annotation, biological process: SCF-dependent proteasomal ubiquitin-dependent protein catabolic process. The record is from RefSeq and is a predicted model, not a curated record. NCBI's taxonomy places the organism in Eukaryota, Metazoa, Chordata, Actinopteri, Pleuronectiformes, Paralichthyidae.
AUACAGGCUGUAGGCUCAUUGUUGCUGCCUACCAGCCGGCCUGUCGCUGCCCGAGGGACGAGACCCCUCUGUGUGUCUCUGGACGGCUCACCAUGCACCUCACCCAGCUCAACCACGAGUGUCUCCUCCACCUUUUCUCCUUCCUGGACAAGGACAGUCGCAGGAGCUUGUCCCUCACCUCUCAACUGCUGCACGAGAUCUUCGUGGACCCCUGCCUCUGGAAUCUGCUCCACUUCAGCUCGCCGGGUCAGCUGAGGAGGGACAACUUUGUGCUGGGACCCUCGCUGCGGUACCUGACUAUUUGCUGGUACUCCAGCAGAGUGCAAGUGUGCAACAUCGAGGACUGGCUGAAGAGUUCGUUUCAGAGGGACAUCUGCAGCAAACAUGAGAGCCUGGUCAGCACUUUCCUGGCCCAUGUCUGCCACAUGUGUCCCAACCUGCUGGAGUUGACCCUCUCUGGCUGCGGCCACAUCACUGACCAGGAUGUGGUCUCCUUGCUGCAGAGCUGCAGGAGGCUGCGUCGCCUUCACCUGGAGAACUGCGUCCGUAUCACCGACCGCAGCCUGGAAGGCGUGGUGGCUCACGGAGACGGUCUGGAGGAGGUGAAGGUGGACUUUUGCAGGAACAUCACUCAGGCGGGGCUGCAGGCUGUCAGGGAGAGGAGGCCAGGCCUCCAGCUGACAGCAGAGAGAAGCGCUGACAUGAUCCCUGACAGCAAGCCUGAGGAGAAGGUGCCGCUGAGGAGGACACUGCAGAAAGUCCUGCUGUUCUCCUGAGGGAGGAGUCUCAGCUUCUCUCUCAGAUGGACUGCAAGGGAAAAACAAUUCUGUGACAAAAUUUGAGAUGUUUUUUGAAGUGUUUUUAUAGUUUUGAUAUCUUUUUUAUACAACACACUAUAUGUUGAAUAUGAAUAUGCCUUACAAAACAUUCUAUGUAAGCUGCUUCUAUUCCAUGUUAAUCAAAACACACACAUGUCUACAUGACUUCAGAGGACAUUGCAUUGACUUACAUGGAUUUCCUGGAGACCUGCCCUAACCAUAGUUACUACUUGCCUAACCCUAGUUUAGUUUAUCGUAGCUUAGAUUAGCGCAGACUUGAAACAGAGGGCUGAUUCUAUCCAAACGUAAAAUAACUGAACAGUAAAAAUAAAAAUAACUAGCUCUCUGAUUAAUAAACAAUAGUUCCCAGGUUUUAAAGAAGAACAUAUGUGUUAGACUAUGUCUUGGCCGGAUGCAGUUGCCACCAGGAUUCUUCAUGUUAAAAGAAAAAUCUGAAUUUGUCCAUAUUUUUUCUUUGUAUGAAUGAGAAUAAACUAAUUCCAACUUGUUGAUAUAUGAACUUACUUACUACUUAUUUACUGUACUGAUGUGAGGGUGGUGUCAGCCAUCUCAACGCAGGCUAUCAACAGUUUAAUUAAAAUAUAACCUCCCCUGAGGGUGAUAUCACACACCUUCAUGAUACAAAGAGAAGUCAUGUGGUGGCUCAGUGUUCUCUCUGUCAUGGUGAGACAUGUUGAGAGGAGAGGUUCUAUCAGGGCAGAGAGGCCCUGUGCCUGAGCCCUGAUUGGAAUCAUAUUAUAUAACACUGUGAGACAUAUGAAAGUAGGUUGAUUGGGGGAGUGCGUCUCCCCCUGUAAAUGCCAUGUGACAAUUUUAUUGCAGACUGCUGCUGUGGAGAGCGCCACAUCCUAUGAUGUCUAGAGAAUUACCAUAUCCUCUCAAAGAAGGUCAGUGUAAUCAGGAAUAUGCUUUUUUCCCUAUCCGACCAGGACGUGGGCUUAUACUGUAUGAGGCGGUUUUUCAGUUUCCUGUUGUUGUUCCAGAAAGGUCACAAUACUGUGUGUGUUUCUACUUGAUGUAUUUUUUUCUCACUGUGUUUCUGUAUUUGUUUUGUUUUUAUACUUAUUUAUUAUCUGGAAAAUCUAAUUUCUCCAAUUUUGUGAUGGAAAAUAAAGUUUUUAUGGCUGUAAAUUUGAAUCUCUAGAAUGAUGAA